Molecule: messenger RNA, 1428 nt
Organism: Astrephomene gubernaculifera
Lineage: Eukaryota; Viridiplantae; Chlorophyta; Chlorophyceae; Chlamydomonadales; Astrephomenaceae
Source: the annotation of a GenBank genome assembly
CGCCUCCCCAUCCUGCCUCCCCAUCUCGCUCCCUGCCUCCGAUCCCGCUUCCUGCCUCCCCAUCUCGCUCCCUGCCUCCCCACCCGCUCCCUGCCUCCCCAUCUCGCUCUCUUCUUCCCAACUCGCUCCCUGCCUCCCCACCCGCUCCCGCCUCCCCAUCCUGCCUCCCCUUCUCGCUCUCUGCUUCCCAUCUCGCUUCCUGCCUCCCCAUCUCGCUCUCUGCUUCCCAUUUCGCUCCCUGCCUCCCCACUCGCUCCCUGCCUCCCCACUCGCUCCCUGCCUCCCCACCCGCUCCCCAUCUCGCUUCCUGCCUCCCCACUCGCUCCCCGCCUCCCCAUCCUGCCUCCCCAUCUCGCUCCCUGCCUCCCCACCCGCUCCCUGCCUCCCCAUCUCGCUCUCUGCUUCCCAACUCGCUCCCUGCCUCCCCACCCACUCUCUGCUUCCCCACUCGCUCCCUGCCUCCCCACCCGCAUCCUGCCUCCCCACCCGCUCCCCGCCUCCCCAUCCUGCCUCCCCAUCCUGCCUCCCCAUCUCGCUCUCUGCUUCCCAUUUCGCUCCCUCCCUCCCCACCCACUCUCUGCUCCCCAUCUCGCUUCCUGCCUCCCCACUCGCUCCCUGCCUCCCCACCCGCUCCCUGCCUCCCCAUCUCGCUCUCUGCUUCCCCACCGCUUCCUGCCUCCCCAUCUCGCUCUCUGCUUCCCAACUCGCUCCCUGCCUCCCCACCCGCUCCCCGCCUCCUCAUCCUGCCUCCCCAUCUCGCUUCGUGCCUCCCAACUCGCCCUCUGCUUCCCCACUCGCUCCCUGCCUCCCACCCGCUCCCUGCCUCCCCACCCGCUCCCCGCCUCCCCACCCUCGCCCCUGCCACCUGCAUUACCCUCGCCCCUGCCACAUCAAUACCCUCGCCCCUGCCACAUCAAUACCCUCCCCCCUGCCACCUGCAUUAUUACCCUCGCCCCUGCCACAUCAAUACCCUCGCCCCUGCCACCUCAAUACCCUCGCCCCUGCCACAUCAACCCCCGCAUUAUUACCCUCGCCCCUGCCACCUGCAUUAUUACCCUCGCCCCUGCCACCUCAAUACCCUCGCCCCUGCCACAUCAAUACCCUCGCCCCUGCCACCUGCAUUACCCUCGCCCCUGCCACCUCAAUACCCUCGCCCCUGCCACCUCAAUACCCUCCCCCCUGCCACCUGCAUUACCCUCGCCCCUGCCACCUGCAUUACCCUCGCCCCUGCCACCUCAAUACCCUCCCCCCUGCCACCUGCAUUAUUACCCUCGCCCCUGCCACAUCAAUACGGUACCCUCGCCCCUGCCACAUCAAUACCCUCGCCCCUGCCACCUGCAUUACCCUCGCCCCAGCCACCCUCCUGCCUGCCCACCCGCUCAUUGCCUCCCCACCCGCUUCCUGCCUGCGCACAAACCCCGCAGAAAC